UCAAGACAACUUAGAACUCGGCAAGAAAAACGAGGUCAAAUCAUGACGCCUCAAGAUCACUGACGUGAAAGUCGUUGCUAUAGAAAGAUGCCCGCGUUUCCGACUUGGAAUUCCGAGUUGGAUGACCAUUGAAACGAUUUUUCCCAGUCGGAGCUCGUUUUUUUUCUGUGUUGCCAGUUGUCAUGAACGCACUGAAGCCAGAAGUCGGAGAUUUCAGAGUUCCCAGUUGUUAUUACCGCGCCAUAUGGCUUGUUUGAAAACCACCAGAAAUGUGACUAUCCUUAUGGAUCAUAUUAGCCUACAAUUAAUGUUAUUGGUUGAAACUAUUCAUGGGAAUAUAAAUGUAUCUGUCACAAUUAUAUAGCAUACACACAGCAGGAGAGGCGCUCAUUCAGUCCUUCCUCCGUGAGCCCCCUGCCAAACUCCACUUCCUCCCCCGUCCAUGCUCCCACGGCCAGGCCAACCAGCCGAAUGGAGGACGAGCCUGCCAGGCUGCCCGUGCACCUGCGCCUGCAGCCGGUGUUCUGGAGCAGGGAGGACGUGGGCCAGUGGUUGCGCUGGGCCGAGAGGGAGUUUGCCCUGCGGCCCAACACCAGCGGCAGCUUCCAGAUGAACGGCAAGGCCCUGCUCCUCCUCACCAAGGAGGACUUCCGCUUCCGGUCGUCCCACUCCGGGGACGUCCUGUACGAGCUGCUGCAGCACAUCCUGAAGCAAAGGAAGCCGCACGUCUCCUACCCCUCCGCCUACUUCCCCAGCAACUCCUUCCACCCUCUGCCAGAGGGAGCUCUCCAGCACCACAAACUGGAAGAAACGGUACGGCGGACACCACGCAGUACAGAGCUCCAGCACCCACCCACCAUUGAGCUCCGACACCGCUCCCGCUCACCACACCACCCCGCUCCACGCCUCUCCCCCCUGGACCCCAACUACCCACGCCCUGGUGCCGAGGACCACCUCCAGACGUCGUCCCAGCUGCCCGACAGCAACCACCACCUGCCCGAGGACUUGUACACUCUGUCAGUGUCCCCAGUCGCCCCUAACGGCCGCUGCGCCACACCCCGCGAGGCCCCCUGCCCAGGCAGCCCCGGGUGCCAGGACGCUGCCCCCCCUCGUGUUAUCCAGCUCAUGCCCAGUGCCAUCAUGCACCCCCUGCUGCUCAGCCCAGGGCGAGGAGGUGGCGCUGGAGAAUUCAGGCAUGGCCGUGGGGGGCCACCACUUCAGGCCCCCCAUGAAAACGGGCGUGAGGGGAAGGGCCACAUCCAGCUGGCACUGGCCCACCACCAGCAGCACACUCUGCAUCAGCAGGAGGAGGCGCUCUACAGGAACCACCACGUCAUCGUGCCCGUCUCGCCACCAGAGGAGCAGGCAAUGCCCAUUGGACGGAUAGCAGACUGCAGGCUGCUGUGGGACUACGUCUACCAGCUCCUCUCAGACAGCCGGUACGAGAACUACAUCCGCUGGGAGGACACAGAGACCAAAGUCUUCCGCAUCAUGGACCCCAACGGCCUGGCUCGCCUGUGGGGGAACCACAAGAACAGGACCAAUAUGACGUACGAGAAGAUGUCACGAGCACUGAGACACUACUACAAACUGAACAUUAUCAGGAAAGAGCCAGGACAGAGACUCUUAUUCAGGUUCAUGAAAACCCCAGAUGAGAUUAUGAGUGGACAGACUGACAGGCUGGAGCACAUAGAGUCGGACACAGAUGAUCAAAUCUACAUCAAAGAGGAGUGCUGAGGCCUCUGGGAAAUGGAGUCCACUAAAGUGAUGAACUACUACAGCCGCUGAUGCCUUUCGGAAAGCAGCUCGAACAAUCGUUUCAAACCGAGAGCGCCCGGACAUUCACUCUAUCCAAAACUCAGAUGAACUUGACGGUGACGUCUCUCUGCCUUUUUAAAACUAUAUAAGGUUUUCUUUCCAGACAAAUCUUAUCAGUUUUCUGUCUUAAUUCAAGGAGUUCAAAGGACCUGGUGAAAAGUAUAUCUCAUAAGACAUUCCUUUUCCCUGAACUGCCACAGCAAAUCAAUCAUUUCAUGCUUGUCAUGUCAUAUUGUUGAUUUUUCUUCCCCACGUGUGCAUUAAGUAUAAGAAAAUGUUGCAAUUUGUGCAAAUAAUGGGAGGUGGUGUGUAGCUGGAACAUUUUCACCACAGAAUAAAUAUUUUUGAAUAAUU
Salmo salar (Atlantic salmon) is the source of this 2172-nucleotide messenger RNA. Its product is annotated as transcription factor ETV6. Gene Ontology annotation, cellular component: nucleus. The record is from RefSeq and is a predicted model, not a curated record. Gene Ontology annotation, biological process: regulation of transcription by RNA polymerase II; cell differentiation. NCBI's taxonomy places the organism in Eukaryota, Metazoa, Chordata, Actinopteri, Salmoniformes, Salmonidae. Gene Ontology annotation, molecular function: DNA-binding transcription factor activity, RNA polymerase II-specific; sequence-specific DNA binding.